Molecule: messenger RNA, 3878 nt
Organism: Anguilla anguilla (European eel)
Lineage: Eukaryota; Metazoa; Chordata; Actinopteri; Anguilliformes; Anguillidae
Product: beta-1,3-galactosyltransferase 2-like
Exons: 1
Coding region: 131-1135 (334 amino acids)
Cellular component (GO): membrane
Molecular function (GO): N-acetyl-beta-D-glucosaminide beta-(1,3)-galactosyltransferase activity
Source: RefSeq, a predicted model, not a curated record
CGCUGCCUGCCGGGAUCUCAUCAGGAGCAAAAACGUUCAUUUCUCCUGUUGCUGGAAUGUAAACUGACACCGCACACUGGGAAAGCUAUACUUAGCUCUGUAUGCGACUCGUACUUUUUACCGUAAAAGGAUGUUUAACCACAGCAGUCGGACGUUAAUUAAAUGCUGUGUCCUUUCACUUUCACUUGUCGCUUUGUCCACCUUCAUCGUUAGUUUCUUUCUAAUUCAGAGGCAACGCGGAACUACCGACCAAAGUCCACAUCCGAUUGCACAAGAGUAUUACAAGUUUAUCUCUCCAUCAACAUAUAGGUAUGUACUGAACCAGCCAGAAAAAUGCAGAGGAAAAAAGCCUUUCCUAGUGCUCAUGGUCCCAGUGGCCCCAGGUGACCGUUCCUCCAGGGACGCCAUCAGGGCAACUUGGGGUCAGGAGGGCUUGAUACCAGACGUGGUCGUCACCAGGAUUUUCUUUGUGGGUCUGGCCACCGGCGAGCAGGGCCCACGUGUCCAAAAAGAACUGGAGCGGGAAAGCCAGGAGCACGGCGACAUUGUCCAGAUGAAUUUCCUGGACAGUUACCGCAACCUGACCAUCAAGACCAUGAUGAUGAUGAACUGGCUGGCCUCCAGCUGCCAGGGCGCCUCUUACGCGAUGAAGAUUGACGCUGACAUCUUCCUCAACGUGCGCUACCUGGUCGACCACUUCCUGGGUCCCCCCACCAGCGCCCCCGUCCGGCAGGGGUACAUCACCGGGUCAGUCAUCAGCGAUGGCCGCCCGCGGAGGGACAAGAAAAGCAAGUGGUACGUCUCGGAGGAGGUUUACCCCGAACCGUCCUAUCCUCCUUACGUCUCUGGGGCGGGGUAUGUCUUCUCCACUGACCUGGCAGCAAGGAUUUCAUGGGCGUCUAGAUUUGUGAGGCCCUUUCCCAUGGAGGACGUCUACGUGGGUCUAUGCCUGCGGGUGCUGGGUGUGCGGCCGGCGUACUCCUACAGCCUGCCGUACAUGCGAAACUUGUUUGAGAUCCGUCGCUUGGAAUACGACAGGUGCUUGUUCUCCCGCCUGGUCAUCGCGACCGGAUUUAAACCACGUGAGCUGCUCCGCAUUUGGCAUGACUUUCAGAAAUCCUCCUUCACGUGCUGACCCCUGCGUCUCCACUGAGGGCAUUCUGGGAAUUUUCUGAUUCAAUGAGCUCGUGAACAAAUAAUAUUGUGCUGCUACCUCACAGUUCUCUAGUGUAUGUAUGAAAUUCAAAAGCAAAAAAUAACUAACUGAAUAAAAUAAUUGUUAAACAAAAAUAGUUCUGCCAAGCCUUCAUCGGGACAAUGAUCUAUGCUCCCGAGUCUUUCUCACCUGAUAUGUAAUAUUAGGGCUGGGCGAUAUAUAUCUCAAAUAAUAUCUCAAUACUUGCAAGCUUUUUGGCGAUAUACGAUACAUAUCUCGAUAUUAAUGCAUUCUCUGAAAUAGCUUAACAGUUACAUUCAAUCAGAAUCACAUACUUCAUGUAAACCAUAUAUUUAGUGUAAUCAGAUGUUCACAAAUUGUGCAUAACCUCUUUUAGAAGCUUACUCAAUAAGACAAUAACAGUGCUCAGAUAAAUCUACAGCAUGCUUGCACUAAAUAUUUUUCCAAAAAAAAAAAUUUUAAAUGUAAAAAGAAAUCUAAUAAAAGUACCUGUGUGCAAAACAAGUCACUUCAAAUGCAACAUAGAAAACUAAUGCAUGCCAAAUGAAAAUAAAUUGUUGAAAAGGUAAACACAAAUUCUCCCCUGUACACAAUAUUUUUUUCAAUAGAUCCAAAAAAUUGAGUGGGGUCUGUGGGACAAUGACGGAAAUAGUGCAUACCGAAUGAGCAUGACGCACUUACAAAACAGUGCAAAUUAACAGAAAAAAUAGCUGCUUUAAGCACAAAGUAAUUUUUCCAAGUAUGUUUUAUGUUGGUGUGUAUGGGUUCUGACUCCUGUGUAAGGCAAACUCUCAGCAACUUAGCUGCUCUUAGAAGUUUUUGGCCAGAACACAAUCCAGUUUCUGGUUUGAGUUAGCCUAUGCUUUGUGGAAUGACAGAAUGUUGCUACUGGAACUAAAUGCUCUCCGAGAGAGAACGAAAAGCUGACAGGGCUCGUUCAGAAACCAGAGUUAACCUUAAUACUGCUUUUCCUCGACAGCAACAGCUAUCAAAACACGAAGACAAAAAAGCCCUCUUCCUGAUUCCUAUAUUAUUGUAUAUUUGUUUGCUGAAUUACUUUAGACAAAAUGUACUUUAGACAAAGGGAACCUAAGAAAAAGCGAAACAUAUUUCUUAAAUUAUUACUGGAAAACAAAAAGACAGGGUAAAAUUACGGAUACAAACGGAUAGAAAAUAUAUAACGAAGGUGAGUGGGUGGGGUUGAGGACGGAGGGCACUUUGAUUGUAAACACAGCAAAACUAAAAAUGCUACAGUAAAUAAGACAUCCCCAGGAGAAAUAGUUAUGUUUAUUAAAGAUAGGCUACUUAGGGAAAUACUUUAAACCCGUUUUAAAAUGCUAGCAGCACAUGGGCUAUUUAACAAUAAUACAAAUUAACACGACAAGCAACAUGGGCCUAAUUGUGAUGUUAACAAAUAGUUCAUAAAAUAAAAUGAAAAUAAUGUGCCAGGAUUGUUUGGGCAGCCCGCUGGUGGACUGCGCGAACGUUUUUACUGUUAACUGACAUGCUGCGACUGCCACGCUUUGGUACUCCCACUUGUACGUUCCACUUCUGGUAGAAUUCUAGAAUGCUAUCUCAUUGCUGCCGUCCUCCAUGUCUGCCAAACAGAUACAUACUACAUGCGCCGUGCCGGUUCCGUAUUCGACUCGACGGGUCUUCAAGAAACUAAUUUGGCAGCACAAAUUAUAAGCACGCGAUCGAUGUCUCAUCAUUUUGUAUCCCCUGCAAAAUCAUAAAAUAUUAUUCUAAUAUUCGAUAUAUCGCCCAGCCCUAUGUAAUAUCAAUAAUUUCACAUUUAUAAUACUUUUAUUGUAUUUGUUGAAUGUCUGUGUCUUUUAUCCUACUUGAUGAAUUAAUGCACAUUACUUGAAUAAUUUGUUGUCUAAUGUAAGAGGCCCAUCAAUAAGUUUGUCAUGACUGAAUUUUUACCAUUGCUAUUAACUGCCCGAAAAUCUGAUGAUCGAAAUACUAUUAUGUAAAACGAAGACGUUCCUUCAGCUUAUGUCUCUUUACCGUUUUGGAGUGGCUCCCUUUUUAGGCAGAAUCCAUAAUCAAUAUUUCCUUUUUUUUUACACAUCUUUUGAGUCGCGUCAGUAAUCUACUUACAGUGGUAGCAUCAGUGCCUUAAAGUGGUAGCAUCAGUGCCUUAAAGUGAUAGCAUCACUUUAACAAGACCUGGCCAGAACCAAGCUAUAGCACGGUUCCUUAAUGGUACAAAGUUAACAAGAACAAAUAAAAGAUAAUAUGUUACUCCAAUUUUAGCUUACUUGCACAGGUUUAUUUAAAAAUGUUAUUAAUUAUUUAUAAUGCUUUGCAUGGUUUAAGCCUGAAGACAAAGGGAGAUUGUGCUUUUUGAGUUACAGCCCCUAGGCUCUGGAACAAUCUCCCCCUGGCCAUUAGAACAGCUGAGUCACUGUCAUGAAGAUACAUUUUUGUAAGUUAGCUUUUAAUGUCUUUUAAUGUAUUCUCUGUACAAAAUAUACAUAUAUGUAUAUAUUUGCUUUAGAUUGUCUGUUAAUUUAUUUUGUUUUUUGUUUCCUUUGUCACUAACUGCAUAUUGAAAUUGCUUUAUUAUUUAUAUAUUGCCUGAACUUUUCAUGGUCUUUAUUUUGGAUGUUUUGCUGAUUGCUUGUAAAAGAACCUUGUGUUUUUUGUUUGAAAGGUGCUAUUUAAAUAAUAAACAAAAUGUUUUGGUUAACAG